AUGAUGAACUGCUGCAAAACUAUUGGAAGCUUCUCCACAAAGACGCCAAAAGGCAUUGAAUCAACCAUUGCAGACCAUAAAGUAUACAUUACAUCGCCUGAUCACUCACAAAACGAUGUAGUUGUCGUAGUUGUUCCAGAUGUAUUUGGAUGGAAAUUGACAAACACACGCGUCUUGGCAGAUGGGUAUGCUAAGCAGGCUGGUGUACGCGUCUACGUUCCAGAUUUCUUCAAUGGAGAUCAUGCACCAUUUGAUUUGGACAAAUUGAAGGAUUUCAAUCUCGGCGAAUUUGCAAGCAAGCAUCCACCACGUGAACAACGUGAUGAGGUUGAACAAGUUGUAAAGGCGAUCAAAGCAUCUGCAAAAGCUCAGCGUAUAAUCACUAUUGGAUUCUGUUGGGGUGCUCCAUCUGUUCUCUACAUGGGACGCAAGGAUGGUGUUGCAGAUGGUGUUGCAUUUGCACACCCAACAAUGACAGCUGAUGAAGAUUUUGAGUUACUCGCUAAACCUGGUUUAUUCAUAUGUGCAGAGAAAGAUUCUAUCUUCACACCAGAUAAAGAGAAGAAAGCUAGAGAAAUCACAUCCAAGAAGGCAAACAAUGAGAGAAUAUACUCAACUUGGCACACUUUCUUAGGUACAGAGCACCAUUUCGCUGUUCGUGGUGACGAAAGAGAUCCAUUCAUUGCACGUGCUAUGGGCGAUGCUCAAGCACUCGCUAGCAAUUUCUUCAGGGGCUUUCGUAAUGCGUAGUGCUUGACUAUAGGCAUUUCGCUUGAUUCUAGAAAGUAGCAGAUGCGACGCAUUCCUUUCUAUAUUGUAUAAAAGUAUAACGUAUAUAUCAAUGACUAGU
This is a messenger RNA of Wallemia mellicola CBS 633.66, 850 nucleotides long. RefSeq names its product alpha/beta-hydrolase. The coding region runs from base 1 to 750 and encodes 249 amino acids. Lineage: Eukaryota; Fungi; Basidiomycota; Wallemiomycetes; Wallemiales; Wallemiaceae. The transcript has 3 exons. Gene Ontology annotation, molecular function: hydrolase activity. The record is from RefSeq and is a predicted model, not a curated record.